CUUAUUAAAUAGUGUUCCGGUAUGUCUUCCGAUUUCCAGAAAUUCAACUUUGACAGACUGGAGCGGGAGCUGGAGGAGACAGUGGCGAAGGAGAAGCAGUACUGGCUGGAGAAUGACGCCAAAAUCAGGGCUGUCAAACAGGGAGUGCCCACUUACGACCACUUCAGAGAACUAGUCAACGGUGCCCACUUGAAACCUCUAGAAAAAGGAGAGAAAAUGGACGAAGCCUUCACUAGAUCCAGAAACCAACCUUGGAACAUGCACGCAUCCAGUCACAACCAGUCUUCGGAUUCGACCGAAAUAUCCUCAACUGCUUUAACCUCUUCACAACUGCCCUCAAAUCACGCAGCCUUCAACUUACAAUGGAAAAGAUGUGGGGCUGACUCAGAAAUGAAGUUCAAGUUUCUCAUGCGCUACCCGGAAGAGAAAACUAUUGGACUAGAUCAAGUGUUCAAAACAGACUUACCGGUACAUGUUUUCUCAGAUUGCAUAGCAGUAUUGAAUGAACUCUUUAACACUAAAGAUCAUGAAUAUGUUUUGAAGAUAUUGGCUGAUUUCUCGACAUCGAAAAGGUUUAAACUCACUCUGGAUUUCCUGUCGAAAAGGGAAAAAAUUAUAUUAAGCAGCUUGUUUGAUAAAUUAGAUUCCACUGAAAUAAGCGACAAUUUAAAAGCAGUCUAUAAAAUCAAGUAAAAAUGUACUGUAGUUUUUGUAAAUAAUGUACAAAUCUCAUGUUUCGUCAUGAAUAAGUAAGUUAGUUCAC
This is a messenger RNA of Symsagittifera roscoffensis, 763 nucleotides long. RefSeq names its product coiled-coil domain-containing protein 103-like. The record is from RefSeq and is a predicted model, not a curated record. The coding region runs from base 22 to 693 and encodes 223 amino acids. Gene Ontology annotation, biological process: inner dynein arm assembly; determination of left/right symmetry; epithelial cilium movement involved in extracellular fluid movement. NCBI's taxonomy places the organism in Eukaryota, Metazoa, Xenacoelomorpha, Acoela, Convolutidae. Gene Ontology annotation, cellular component: outer dynein arm. The transcript has 3 exons.